This is a messenger RNA of Serpula lacrymans var. lacrymans S7.9, 650 nucleotides long. RefSeq lists its product as uncharacterized. The record is from RefSeq and is a predicted model, not a curated record. Gene Ontology annotation, biological process: protein import into mitochondrial matrix; protein insertion into mitochondrial inner membrane. Gene Ontology annotation, cellular component: TIM23 mitochondrial import inner membrane translocase complex. Lineage: Eukaryota; Fungi; Basidiomycota; Agaricomycetes; Boletales; Serpulaceae. Bases 119 to 493 code for a protein of 124 amino acids. The transcript has 4 exons.
GGUUCACUGAUGACACUCGCCGACGCUGUGCGAAUUUAGGUCAAAUGCAGGAUUUGUUUGGCGCCACCACAAAACUUGACAUCUUUCCAGUCAGUCACUGAGCAACCUCAAAAAUCCAAUGGCAGUCCCACCAAUGCGAACAAACGAGCCAUCGGUUUGGCAAAAAUGUAAGAUGGGUGCUAUGAUGGGAGGAGGUGUUGGAUUGACGAUAGGUUUCAUAUUUGGGUCAUAUAGUAUCCUUCGAGGCGGCGCUGGACCACGAGGUUUCAUGGCCACACUCUCCCAAUACAUGCUCAGCAGCGCGGCGACUUUCUCUUUCUUCCUUGCCAUCGGAUCUGUCAUACGGAAUGACGCAUUACUGCCACCACAUAUGCAAGCUGCCCAUGCUCAGUUACUUGCACCCAUGAUCAGGUCAAGGGCCGACGGGAUGACACUCAUGCGAGCAAGGUGGGAGACCGAAAAAAGACGGGAGGAUGUGUGGAGAAGCAACUAGAUCAUCGACUACUGCUAAGUACUAUCGCUCGUUUUAUACAACAUUAAUACUGGCAUCGUGAUCAUAUUGCUACUCUUCAUCUUGGUCUGCCAGAGGCCAGUGAUGAACGGUCUCGGGUGUACAUCUGGCCCUUUGAUAUGCAGGACCUUACUGAAAA